Molecule: messenger RNA, 1404 nt
Organism: Procambarus clarkii (red swamp crayfish)
Lineage: Eukaryota; Metazoa; Arthropoda; Malacostraca; Decapoda; Cambaridae
Source: RefSeq, a predicted model, not a curated record
AUGGUGGCACAUGGUGGCUCAUGGUGGCACAUGGUGGCUCAUGGUGGCACAUGGUGGCUCGUGGUGGCACAUGGUGGCUCGUGGUGGCACAUGGUGGCUCAUGGUGGCACAUGGUGGCUCAUGGUGGCACAUGGUGGCUCAUGGUGGCACAUGGUGGCUCGUGGUGGCACAUGGUGUCUAAUGGUGGCAUAUGGUGGCACAUUGUGGCUCAUAGUGGCACAUGGUGGUUCAUGGUGGCACAUGGUGGCUCAUGGUGUCACAUGGUGGCUCAUGGUGGCACAUGGUGGCUCAUGGUGGCACAUGGUGGCACAUGGUGGCUCGUGGUGGCACAUGGUGGCUCGUGGUGGCACAUGGUGGCUCGUGGUGGCACAUGGUGGCUCGUGGUGGCACAUGGUGGCUCAUGGUGGCACAUGGUGGCUCGUGGUGGCACAUGGUGGCUCAUGGUGGCUCAUGGUGGCUCAUGGUGGCACAUGGUGGCACAUGGUGGCUCGUGGUGGCACAUGGUGGCUCAUGGUGGCACAUGGUGGCUCAUGGUGGCACAUGGUGGCACAUGGUGGCUCGUGGUGGCACAUGGUGGCUCAUGGUGGCACAUGGUGGCUCGUGGUGGCACAUGGUGGCUCGUGGUGGCACAUGGUGGCUCAUGGUGGCACAUGGUGGCUCGUGGUGGCACAUGGUGGCUCAUGGUGGCUCAUGGUGGCUCGUGGUGGCACAUGGUGGCUCAUGGUGGCUCAUGGUGGCUCGUGGUGGCUCGUGGUGGCACAUGGUGGCACAUGGUGGCUCGUGGUGGCACAUGGUGGCACAUGGUGUCUAAUGGUGGCAUAUGGUGGCACAUUGUGGCUCAUAGUGGCACAUGGUGGUUCAUGGUGGCACAUGGUGGCUCAUGGUGGCACAUGGUGGCUCAUGGUGGCACAUGGUGGCUCAUGGUGGCACAUUGUGGCUCAUAGUGGCACAUGGUGGUUCAUGGUGGCACAUGGUGGCUCGUGGUGGCACAUGGUGGCUCAUGGUGGCACAUGGUGGCUCAUGGUGGCACAUGGUGGCUCAUGGUGGCACAUGGUGGCUCGUGGUGGCACAUGGUGUCUAAUGGUGGCAUAUGGUGGCACAUUGUGGCUCAUAGUGGCACAUGGUGGUUCAUGGUGGCACAUGGUGGCUCAUGGUGUCACAUGGUGGCUCAUGGUGGCACAUGGUGGCUCGUGGUGGCACAUGGUGUCUAAUGGUGGCUCAUGGUGUCACAUGGUGGCUCAUGGUGGCACAUGGUGGCUCAUGGUGGCACAUGGUGGCUCGUGGUGGCACAUGGUGUCUAAUGGUGGCUCAUGGUGUCACAUGGUGGCUCAUGACGGGUCAUGGUGGCAAAUGGUGGCAAAUGGUGGCUCAUGGUGCCAAAUGGUGGUACAUGGUGGCUUAUAG